AUGGCGGUGGGGGCCCAUCACCCCCGAGUCUCCCCGCUGCCCCAGAGUGAGAGCCCCCGUGACCUGCGCCCGGGCUCAGCCGCCCCGUCCCAGCCUCGCAAGCUGGGAGCUUGUCCGGGCAGAGAAAGCCGAGACCCCUCGAUUCCACCAGAGCAGGGCGAGACAGGCGUGCACGAGGCAAGGCUGUCCUCUGCAAAGAUCCAGAUCGACUACAACGAUCUGACCGCCCUGGCCGUCACCAAGCCCCGCGUCAUGGUGGCCAGACGCUGGCCCGCAGCUAUGGUCCCGCUUUCCCUGGCCGGCCAGCGGGACGCGGCCUUAUCGCCGCUGCUGCACCGGGACCGAACAGGUGAUAAUGGGGGCCGCGGCCGCUGCAGAACUUUCCACAGAGGUCCGCCUCCUGAUAACGCAGAGGCCGAGAUCCUGUUUGGCCUGGCCCGCCGGCAGCAGCGAUUACAGGGCUGCUGCACUGGUGGCAGCGGCAAGACGGCCCAGGCCCAGCAGCGGGAGGGGCCGCGUCCUGCCGUGUCCCGCCGCACCUGCCUUCUCCACGCGGGUGGCACCAUGCUUGCGCCCGGGCGGCGGCUGCUGCUGCUGCUGCUGUCCUGCGGGGGGGCCCUGCUCGGCGCUGGGCUGGACGGCGCCUCUUCCACCAGCCCGGGCCCCUGGAGGCUGGAGGACUCUCCGCAGAUAGACCCCGACAAGGGCUGGUGCUCCACGUGGGGCGCCGGCCACUUCUCCACCUUCGACCACCACGCCUAUGACUUCUGGGGGACCUGCAACCACGUCUUCGCGGCCACCUGCAAGGACGGCGCCCCCACCUUCAGCGUCCAGCUGCGGCGGGGGCCAGACGGGAACAUCUCCCGGGUCAUCGUGGAGCUGGGGACGUCUGUGGUCACCAUGAGCGGGACGACCGUCUCGGUCAAGGACGUCGGAGCCGUCAGCCUGCCCUACACCAGCCACGGGCUGCAGGUCACGCCCUUCGGCCGGAGUGUGCGGCUGGUGGUCAAGCAGCUGGAGCUGGAGCUGGAGGUCCUGUGGGGCCCCGGCGCCCACCUCAUGGUCCUGGUGGAGAGGAAGCACGGCGGCCGGCUGUGUGGGCUGUGCGGGGACUUCGACGGGAACGCGACCAACGAGUUCCUGAGCGAGGAGGAGGGAAAACUCCUGGAACCCCAUGAGUUCGCCGCGCUGCAGAAGCUGGACGACCCCAACGAGAUCUGCGCCUACGAGGCCGUGGCCAGGCCCCCCAUCCCGCAGGCCGAGCACGCCCGGACCUGCAGCCGCCUGUUGGCCCUGGUGUCCCCCGAGUGCACCGUGCCCAGGGAGCCCUUCGUGCGGAGCUGCCAGGCGGACAUGGCCACCGCCGCCCGGCCGGGCCAGAACAGCAGCUGCGCCACGCUGUCCGAGUACUCACGCCGCUGCAGCAUGGCCGGCCAGCCCGUCAGCAACUGGCGGGGCCCUGGCCUCUGCUCCCUCGGCCCGUGCCCGGCCACCCAGGUGUACCGAGAGUGCGGCGCGGCCUGCGCCAGGACCUGCUCCAACCCGCAGCACCGCUGCUCCGGCUUCUGCGCCUUCGGCUGCUUCUGCCCGAAAGGCACGGUGCUUAACGACCUCUCCCAAAACCACACCUGCGUGCCCGUGGCUCAGUGCCCCUGCGUGCUCAACGGGGCCCUGUACGCCCCCGGGGAGGUCAGCGCCACCCCCUGCAGAACCUGCCGCUGCACCUCGGGCCGCUGGACCUGCGUGGAGCAGCCGUGCCCCGGCCACUGCUCCCUGGAAGGCGGCUCCUUCGUCACCACGUUCGACGCCAGGCCCUACCGCUUCCACGGCACCUGCACCUACAUCCUGCUCCAGAGCCCCCAGCUCCCCGACGGGGGCACCCUCCUGGCCGUGUACGACAAGUCCGGGCACUCGCACUCGGAGACCUCGCUGGCCGCUGUCAUCUACCUGUCCGGACAGGACAAAAUUGUGAUCUCUCAGGACGAGCUGAUCACCAACCACGGAGACGCCAAGUGGCUGCCCUACAAGACCGGCAACAUCACCGUCUUCAGGCAGACCUCCACCCACCUCCAGGUGGCCACCACCUUCGGGCUGGAGCUCGUGGUCCAGCUGCAGCCCAUCUUCCAGGUGUACGUCACCGUUGGGCCUCAAUUCCGAGGCCAGACCAGAGGGCUCUGCGGCAACUUCAACGGGGACACGACUGACGACUUCACGUCCAGCGUGGGCAUCGCCGAGGGCACCGCCUCGCUCUUCGUGGACUCCUGGCGGGCGGGGAACUGCCCGGCCGCGCUGGAGCGCGAGACUGACCCCUGCUCCAUGAGCCAGCUCAACAAGGUGUGUGCGGAGACCCACUGCUCAGUGCUGCUGAAGAAGGGCACGGUGUUCGAGAGGUGCCACGCCCUGGUGAACCCCACGCCCUUCUACAAGAGGUGCGUGUACCAGGCCUGCAACUACGAGGACACCUUCCCCCACAUCUGCGCCACUCUGGGCAGCUACGCCCACGCGUGUUCCUCGAGGGGCGUCCUUCUCCAGGGCUGGAGGAGCAGCGUGGACAACUGCACUGUCCCUUGCUCGGGCAACCGCACGUUCAGCUACGACAGCCGGGCCUGCGGCCGCACCUGCCUGUCACUGUCAGACCACGCAGCCGAGUGCCACGCCAGCGCGGUGCCCGUGGACGGCUGCAACUGCCCCGAGGGCACCUACCUGGACCACAGGGGCGAGUGUGUGCGCAAGGCCCAGUGCCCCUGCCUGGAGAGCGGCAAGCUGGUCCUGGCCGAGCAGUCCACCGUGGUCAACGGCGCCGUCUGCCACUGCGUGAACGGGCGGCUGAGCUGCCCUGCGCGGGCCCAGCUGUUCUCGGUUGCCUGCCCGGCCCCCAAGACGUUCAAGUCCUGCAACCAGUCCUCGGAGAACGAGUUCGGGGCGGCGUGCGCCCCCACGUGCCAGAUGCUGGCCACUGGCAUCGCCUGCGUGCCCACCAAGUGUGAGCCCGGCUGCGUCUGCGCCAAGGGCCUCUACGAGGACGCGGACGGGCAGUGCGUGCCCCCCGAGGAGUGCCCCUGCGAGUUCGCGGGCGUCUCCUACCCCGGGGGCACCGAGCUCCACGCGGACUGCAGGACCUGCACCUGCUCGAGAGGAAAGUGGACGUGCCAGGACAGCCCGCACUGCCCGUCCACCUGUGCCCUCUACGGGGAGGGCCACGUGGUCACCUUCGACGGCCAGCGCUUCGUGUUCGACGGCAACUGCGAGUACAUCCUGGCCACGGACGGCUGCGGCGCCAACGCCUCACAGCCCACCUUCAAGAUCCUGACAGAGAACGUCGUCUGCGGCAGGUCGGGGGUCACGUGCUCCCGGGCCGUCAAGAUCUUGCUGGGGGGCCUGUCCAUCGUGCUGGCCGACGGCAACUACACGGUCACAGGGGACGACCCCCUCGUGCACCUCCGCGUGCAGCCCAGCGCCCUGCACCUCGUCCUGGACAUCGGGGUCCCAGGGAGGUACAACCUGACGCUUGUGUGGAACAAGCACAUGACCGUCUUCAUCAAGAUCCUCCGCGCCUCCCAGGACGCCCUCUGCGGCUUGUGCGGCAACUACAACGGGAACAUGAAGGACGACUUCGAGACGCGCAGCCAGUACGUGGCCUCCAGCGAGCUGGAGUUCGUGAACUCGUGGAAGGAGAGUCCGCUGUGCGGGGACGUGAGCUUCCAGGUGGAGCCCUGCAGCCUCAACGCCUUCCGCCGCUCCUGGGCCGAGCGCAAGUGCAGCCUCAUCAACAGCCAGACCUUCGCGGCCUGCCACAGCAAGGUGUACCACAUGCCCUACUACGAGGCGUGUGUGCGGGACACGUGUGCGUGCGACACGGGUGGGGACUGCGAGUGCCUGUGCGACGCUGUGGCUGCCUACGCCAAGGCCUGCCUGGACAAGGGCGUCUGCGUGGACUGGAGGACCCCCACGUUCUGCCCUAUCUACUGUGAGUACUACAACACGCACAGGCAGCUGGGCGGCAGCAGCGAGUACCAGUACACGCAGAAAGCCAACUGCACGUGGCACUACCAGCCCUGCCUCUGCCCCGGCCGGCUAGACGGCAUCCCGGGCACCAACGUCGAAGGCUGCUACAACUGCUCCCACGACGAGUACUUCAACCACGAGGACGGGGCGUGUGUGCCCUGCGCACUGCCCGCCACGCCGCAGCCGCCCUCCACAGGAAGCCCGAGGCACAACCACGACCUGGACACCACAGAACACGGCGACAACACCAACCCCAACCAUGACUACCCGCCAGACGACGCCACUUCCCAGCCGGGAGACCAGCCGCCCUGCAACACCGACGAUCACUUCACAGACACAAACCUGGAAAUCCUCCACGCAAUGGACACCCACCGCCACACCAACUCCUCUUCAAGUACCAUCACCCCAAGUAUCACCACCAUCACCCCAAGAAUCACCACCAUCACAUCCAGACUUACCACCAUGACACCAGGAAUCACAACCAUCACGCCCAGACUAACCACACUCCCAACCGGGGAAGCCGGGGUCCACACCACCACAGGCACAAACAAUGGUCCACACACACCCCACACUACACUACCCCUAUCCACUGCCACAGUUUCCUUCACUCCACACUCCACGGGGCCUCCCAUGGGAAAUUCCUUCAAGACCACCAACUUCCACCCCACACCUCCAAACCCCGAGACCACACUCCCCACUCACACUCCACCUCUGUCCACCUCCAGUGUCACCCCUACAUCUCACCAAGGCAGCACCACAGCCCACUCACACACACCCACGUCCACCUCCACCCCAGGCUCAACGGCCACCACGCCUCCAACAACGUCUCUGAAGGCCACGGGGCCCACCCACACGCCCACACCAUUCACAGGGACCUCCCAAGCCCCGGCCUCCAUCAGCACAGCCAGAACCUCUACUUCCCAACACUCACAACCGUUAUCCCCAACCCACCACCAAGCCACCUCAUCUUUGGCUACCACCAUCACCCCCAGACUCACCACCAUCACCCCAAAACUGACCACAAUACCAACCGGGGUCCCCGAGGUCCACACCACCACGGGAACCAACACCGGUCCCCAAACGCCCCGAACCACACACUCACCACCCACCGCCCCAGUCUCCUCCACUCCACACUCCACGGGGCCUCCCACGGGAACAUCCUUCAAGACCACCAGCUCCCACCCCACACCUCCAAACCCCCAGACCACACUCCCCACUCACACUCUACCUCUGUCCACCUCAUCAGUCACACCUACGUCUCACCCAGGCAGCACCACAGCCCACUCACACACACCCACUUCCACCUCCACCCCAGGCUCAACGGCCACCACACCACCAACUACGUCACUGAAGGCCACGGGGCCCACCCACACGCCCACACCAUUCACAGGGACCUCCCAAGCCCCGGCCUCCUUCAGCACAGCCAGAACCACUACGUCCCAACACUCACAACCUUUCUCACCAACUCACCACCAGGACACCUUAUCUUCAGCUACCACCAUCACCCCCAGAUUCACCACGAUCACCCCGAAACUGACCACACUCCCAACUGGGGAACCUGGGGUCCACACAACGACAGGAAGCAACACCGGUCCACAAACGCCCCGAACCACACACUCACCACCCACCGCCCCAGUCUCCUCCACUUCACACUCCACGGGGCCUCCCUCGGACACAUCCUUCAAGACCACCAGCUCCCACCCCACACCUCCAAACCCCCAGACCACACUCCCCUCUCACACUCCACCUCUGUCCACCUCAUCAGUCACCCCUACGUCUCACCAAGGCAGCCCCACAGCCCACUCACACACACCCACUUCCACCUCCACCCCAGGAUCAUCGGCCACGACGCCUCCAACAACAUCUCUGAAGGCCACGGGGCCGAUCCACACGCCCACACCAUUCACAGGGACCUCCCAAGCCCCGGCCUCCAUCAGCACAGCCAGAACCUCAACCUCUCAGCACUCACAACCAUUCUCCCCAACCCAUCACCAAGUCACCUCAUCUUCAGCCACUACCAUCACCCCCAGACUAACAACCAUCACCCCGAAACUGACCACACUCCCAACUAGGGAACCUGGGGACCACACCACAAUGGGAACCAAUACCGGUCCACAAACGCUCCGAACCACACAUUCCUCACCCACCACCACAGUCUCUUCCACUCCACACUCCACGGGGCCUCCCUCGGGAACAUCCUUCAGGACCACCAGCUCCCACCCCACACCUCCCAACCCCCAGACCACACUCCCCUCUCACACUCCACCUCUGUCCACCUCAUCAGUCACCCCUACGCUCAACGGCCACCACGCCUCCAACUACGUCUCUGGAGGCCACGGGGCCCACUCACACGCCCACACCAUUUACAGGGACCUCCCAAGCCCCAGACUCCUUCAGCACAGCCAGAACCUCUACUUCCCAACACUCACAACCUUUCUCGCCAACUCACCACCAGGACACCUCAUCUUCGGCUACCACCAUCACCCCCAGAUUCACCACGAUCACCCCGAAACUGACCACACUCCCAACUGGGGAACCUGGGGUCCAUACAACGACAGGAAGCAACACCGGUUCACAAACGCCCCGAACCACACACUCACCACCCACCGCCCCACCACCACCAUCACCCCCAGACUCACCACACUCCCAACUGGGGAACACGGGGUCCACACCACCACGGGCACCAACAAUGGUCCACACACACCCCACACUACACUCCCCCUAUCCACUGCCACAGUCUCCUCCACUCCACACUCCACGGGGCCUCCCACGGGAACCUCCUUCAGGACCACCAGCUCCCACCCCACACCUCCAAACCCCCAGACCACACUCCCCACUCACACUCCACCUCUGUCCACCUCCAGUGUCACCCCUACGUCUCACCAAGGCAGCACCACAGCCCACUCACACACACCCACGUCCACCUCCACCCCAGGCUCAACGGCCACCACGCCUCCAACAACAUCUCUGAAGGCCACGGGGCCCACCCACACGCCCAAACCAUUCACAGGGACAUCCGAAGUCCCGGCCUCCUUCAGCACAGCCAGAACCUCCACCUCUCAGGACUCACAACCAUUCUCCCCAACUCACCACCAAGCCACCUCAUCUUCGGCUACCACCAUCACCCCCAGAUUCACCACCAUCACCCCAAAACUGACCACACUCCCAACCGGGGUCCCCGGGGUCCACACCACCACGGGAACCAACACCGGUCCACAAACGGCCCGAACCACACACUCCCCACCCACCGCCCCAGUCUCCUCCACUCCACACUCCACGGGGCCUCCAACGGGAACAUCCUUCAGGACCACCAGCUCCCACCCCACACCUCCAAACCCCCAGACCACACUCCCCACUCACACUCCACCUCUGUCCACCUCCUCCGUCACUCCUACGUCUCACCAAAGCAGCACCACAGCCCACUCACACACACCCACGUCCACCUCCACCCCAGGCUCAACGGCCACCACGCUUCCAACAACAUCUCUGAAGGCCACGGGGCCCACCCACACGCCCACACCAUUCACAGGGACCUCCCAAGCCCCGGCCUCCUUCAGCACAGCCAGAACCUCUACUUCCCAACACUCACAACCUUUCUCGCCAACUCACCACCAAGCCACCUCAUCUUCGGCUACCACCAUCACACCCAGAUUCACCACCAUCACCCCAAAACUGACCACACUCCCAACCCGGGUCCCCGGGGUCCACACUACCAUGGGUACCAACACAGGUCCACAAACGCCCCGAACAACACACUCCCCACCCACCGCCCCAGUCUCCUCCACUCCACACUCCACGGGGCCUCCCAUAAACACCUCCUUUAAGACCACCAGCUCCAUUCACACACCUCCAAACCCCCAGACCACACUCCCCACUCACACUCCACGCUUGAUCAUCGGCUACCAGACCUCCAACAACAUCUCUGGAGGCCCCGGGGCCCACCAACACGCCCACACCAUUCACAGGGACCUCCCAAGCCCCGGCCUCCUUCAGCACAGCCAGAACCUCUACUUCCCAACACUCACAACCCCACAGAACUCUAGCUGGCACCCUCCCUUUUCACCUUCUCCUUCCCCUGGUGCUCCGCUCCCCAGUGUUGCCACCACUGCUGUUUCCCCAGCAAAUCCUUCCCACUCCUCUCCACUGUCUCCCAGGACCAGCGCCCCGACCCUUGUGCCAACCAGCGGCUCGACCCUGUCUUCUGUGUCUCCUCAGGCCUCCUCCCCCCACCUUGCCACCUGGACAUCCUCCAUGUCUGCCGGCACAUCCUCCUCCGCCAUGUCUGCUCCUGUGAACACGCUCACUCUGAGCUCCAGCUCCCACGCCCCACUCUCCACCGUGUCCCUUACUACAUCUAAAUCUACUUCUACUUCCCGCCUCCCUUCCUCCCAUUCUGCCUCCACUGCUGCGAGGUCCUCCCCCUUGCCUGCUAGCACCCUCACUUUCACCCCCUCUGCUCCGUCCUUCAUGCCCACCCUGCCCGUGUCUCCCACAGAGUCCCACCGCCCAGCUUCCAACAUCACUGGUUUUCCUUCCACGCCCGGGACCACGGCCCACACCUUCACUUCCUCCACCCCCUCCUCUCAGGCCACGACCUUGCGUUUCACCUCUCUCUCCACCGAGGUCCCCACGACAGGCUCCCUGUCUUCCACCUUGGGCUUGACCGUAACCCCGAGUCCUCCAGCCACAUCCUUCACCACCAGGCACCCCAGCCCCACCCAGCUGCCCACGUCCACGCUCACAACCGGCUCCUUCCCUCCGCAAGGCAGCACAUCUGCCCCUGCCUCCUCCUCUCCUGGGGUCACUCCUCCACCCAGCACAUCUGGUAAGUGUCAUCUCUGCCGCCCAUCCCGCGGGCUUGGUGCCUGGCCUCCCCCUGGCCUCGGCUCUGCAUGCCUCACCUGCAGCGUGUGGGAACACCAGGAGGAGAUCACAUACAAGGGGUGCACAGCGAACGUGACCAUGACCCGCUGCGAGGGCGUCUGUGCUUCCUCUGCCAGCUUCAACAUCGACACCCAGCAGGUGGACGUCCAAUGCAGCUGCUGUCACCCGCUUGGCUCCUAUGAGCGGCAGCUCGAGCUGCCCUGCCUGGACCCCAGCGCACCCGGCCGGCAGCUUGUGCUCACCCUGCAGGUGUUCAGCAGCUGUGGGUGCGGCCCCCAGCGCUGCAGGGACUAGCAGGGACGCCGCUCGCUCUCCUGGGUGUGCAGGGCUGUGGGUUGAAAACAAGGACAAACACCGCCACCUCCCAGGCUUGUGCUGGCAGCCCCUCUCCUGGUCACAAAGUGCAGCCUUGGAAGAAGGGCCCUCGGACACGGCCUGCCUUGGCAGGAGGGUUUCUAGGCAGAGGCUGGAACCAGCCACGCUCCUGCAGACUCUGACCCAGCAGGCCAGGACGGGGCACACAGGGCACUCCUGGCCACACCCGCCCACCGUCCAAUUACCUCCCAGCCUCUGCUGGCAGCCACCCAACCCCACCGGGACCAGCCCCCCUCAAGGAACCCCUGGAGCAGACCCUGAGGCAGAUCAGGCGGGUGUGGAGGUGGCCCAGGCAGGGACAGGAGGGGCAAGAGGCUCAGGUACGCCCCGCACAGAGAAGAGGGGCUCCUCAGAGCCAGGCAGGGGCUGCUGCAAGCACCCAGGAGGAGACCAGGGCCGCCCACAAAGAUUACAAAUAAACAGGUUCUCGUCAAGGCAGAGAGGCUGGUCUCUGAGUGCUGCUUUCGCCACCUCCCAAGCCCCUCAGGAGUGAACCCAAUUCACAUCUGCACCCAUCGGCCACCAGGACCUGGGUGGCGGGGCUGGGAAGGGACACCAACCACCUCUGGCCCUGGGCCCCUCCCCUCCCUUGCCCAAGUCUGUCCCGAGAGUCUCCACUGAAGCCCACCGUCCUCUGGGGGCCCCGGUGUGCUCCUUGGAGCCCUUCCUGCACCGCGUGGGGGCAGGGCCAGUCGGAGGCUGCCCAGGCAGGGCCCCUGCACCGUGUGCGACUCCACAGGUUCCUUCCAGGAGGGGGCCCCGGGUGUUGCUCCCCACACACACUGCGGAGCAGGGCCUGUGGCCCAGACGCCUCAACCACGUGCCCAGAACCAGACAGGUGGAACAACACCAGGUCUUUCUGUGCCGCCGCCCGGGCAGCCCACAUGCUGGGAUGUCGCAGGCCGCCUGGGGCAGGCGACACUCUGGG
Molecule: messenger RNA, 10192 nt
Organism: Microcebus murinus (gray mouse lemur)
Lineage: Eukaryota; Metazoa; Chordata; Mammalia; Primates; Cheirogaleidae
Source: RefSeq, a predicted model, not a curated record